Prorocentrum cordatum is the source of this 769-nucleotide messenger RNA. The record is from the annotation of a GenBank genome assembly. NCBI's taxonomy places the organism in Eukaryota, Dinophyceae, Prorocentrales, Prorocentraceae.
GUUCUCGGACUCGGAGGCGGUCACGCUGGCGGCGGGCUCGCACAUUAACCUGGCGUCGGCCGUGUGCGGCGACAACUCCCAGCCACCCGGGGCGUGCGUGCUUGUGCUGCCCCAGAGUGCAUUCCCCGCGUGUUACUGGAUGAAGAUGUUUCUCUUGCGGCUUGAGUGCGAGCUAUACAGGCUCACGUUCAACGAGGGUGCCAAUCAACAAUUGGAGUUCAUUGCCCACGACUGGACCCCCCCGCUGCAGCCGCGCAUGCCGGUCCCGGUGCCAGAUGAGAGGGACUCUCUCGUCCUGGGCGUCUACGUGACGCCCGAGAAGGCAAGCUCGAUCACGUAUGCAUGCCCUGUGCCAGCUUGGAUGGUAUCUAUUGUGUCUGAUCAAAGUGCUGCCAUCAUGAUCGUCAAUCAGAGACUCACCAAGCUCGAGUUGCCUUCUCACCUGUGUAUCCCGAGUGCUUCUACCAUCACGAUCCAGGUUACCUACCUCUCGCCGUCGACGCCUGUCAGCGCCGAGGACAGCGGGCCCACGCAGCUCACUCGGGUUGAGCUUGGCGGCGAGGUCCAGGCGAAGAGGAGGCAGUCGAGAUGUGCCAACCAGCCACCGAGUGAGGUAUCGUCGGUUUUCGGUGCCAGUGCUGCGUCGGCCUCGAUGGCCAAGAGAGCUGCCGCCAGUGCUCAGUCUGGCGCGGCGCCGGGCAGCGGCGGGCCUUCGGCAGCUGUGCGCGGCGCGAAGAAGGAUAAGCUAUUCCAGCAUCUGUUGAAUUAA